This is a messenger RNA of Suillus discolor, 726 nucleotides long. RefSeq lists its product as uncharacterized. Gene Ontology annotation, molecular function: metal ion binding. Lineage: Eukaryota; Fungi; Basidiomycota; Agaricomycetes; Boletales; Suillaceae. The transcript has 5 exons. The coding region runs from base 1 to 726 and encodes 241 amino acids. The record is from RefSeq and is a predicted model, not a curated record.
AUGGCUCCUUCUCACAAGGCAAUGGUCCGCCAGAGCCACAUCAGCAAACACUAUAACCUCCGUUCGUCACCAUUGAAGUUGAAUCCUUCCUUGCUCAGCUCCGAGCCAUCUCCUUGUAUCAACAAUGACAGUGGAUUAUUGCGCAUCGAGCUCACAAUCGCGCACGAGGCGGUGUCUAAAAUAGGGACCUUUCUCGGUACUGACAUUAAUCAACUGCGAAAGGAGCUUGCCAAAACCGAGCGAGAGAAGGAAAAGGCUUUCACAGAGCGAGAUAAUAUUGUUGCUGCCCACCAGAAUUUCUUGCACAGUGCUGACGUUGUGUUGCAAUGCCCGAUCUGCCAAGCAGUUAUCAAACAACCUUUCAUUCUGGCAUGUCACCAUACAUUCUGUUGUCACUGCCUACUCAGCUCAUUCCAUGAUCGCAUCAGGGCCUGUCUAUCAUGCUGCAUCAAUGAGACCCUUCCCGAGCGCUUUCAGCACCAUCUAGCGCCGUUCACCAGCGCUGAGGUCAAGGAGUUGUGCGAUGGCCCAUACACUAUCAUCCCUGGUUGCUUUUAUACCUGCCCCACCUGUCAAGCUUAUGUCGAGAAACCUCUGGUCGAAAUUCCUUUGCUCAGUGAAGUGGUCGGCAGGAUUACUGAAGUUCUUGGCCCCAACAUAGAGCGUUCUGAGCGGAGGGUUCCCGCAAUUCCAGCUGCGCAUUGGGGAGUAUUCUUCAAGCAGUAA